AUGAGUCAUUCACAUUUCAAAUCAGCAAGUGAAUCAUUGAUUGAGACGCGUUCGAUUAAUACUACUAUCACUGCUAUACCAUCUUCUAAUCACCAAGCACAUAAAAGAACAAACUCCUCAUCGCAGACAACAACUGCUGGUGGUGGAGGUUUGGUGAAUUAUUUGUCAAACUUAAAAGAUCGUGCUCUCAAAUCGAACAAUCACAAUGAGAAAGCCACAUCACAAAAUACGUCAUCGCCUCGACCAUCAAUCACCGUAAUAAACACCAAUUCAGAUGGUGCCGAUGCCAAUGUUUUAAUUGUUUCCCCAAGAACAACUCGCCGUAAAACAUGGCCUACUUCUCGAGAAAACAAUUAUCAGAAACGAAAAGGUGUUUUAUUGAGCGGAGAGGAAGAACGUGAUUCCGUAAUCAAUAUUUAUUUGGAGCAUCGUGAUCAUUUGGAACAAGAUUUACCUAAUGAUGCACAAAAACUAUUUCCACAAGUUUAUUUCGCUACGGAAAAUAAUUCAAAAUCGUCGUUUAUCAUGGACGCCACAGAAAAUAAGUUGUCCGUUGCUGGAACUUCGGUUUGGUGA
Messenger RNA from Ambispora leptoticha, 576 nucleotides. The record is from the annotation of a GenBank genome assembly. Lineage: Eukaryota; Fungi; Glomeromycota; Glomeromycetes; Archaeosporales; Ambisporaceae.